CCUGUGGUGGCUCAUUACAUUAUCUGGCAACCGGAGUGGCAGCGGACAGAACAGAGGGGAUCCCCGGGAUUUUUACGCCGAAGCCAGCAAAAUACUAACAUUAAACAUCUAAAAUCGCGGGGAACUCAGUCAGGCUCCUCCUAGACCUCUGCUGACACAGCAAAUCUUGAACUCUCAGUUCAGCAAACAGGCAGGCUGGUAACUUGGAUCCAUGCAACAUCAAGGCAUUUGUCCAAGAGGGGACAAACUGCCCUGCCUGAAAGACUGGUGAGAGCAGCCAUGUCAGAGGAGGCAGUGCGUCAAACGCGCAGCCAAAAGCGGGCUCUGGAGAGGGACCAUGCAGCUCAUGCUGGGUCCCUGGGGGACACUGACAAUAAACGGGUUAAGCUGGAGAAAGGAGGUGCAGCUGGAGCUCCCGUGGCCCUGGUGGGCUCUGGAGCUGAGGGUGUCAAGCUGAAGAGCGAGCAGGCUGCAAAAGUAGCAGCCAGCAUCCUAAAAUCUGGAGAAGUGAAAGCCACUAUUAAGGUGGAGGUGCAGACAGGAGACGAGCCUGUUGACAUGAGUACAUCCAAAAGUGUCAUUAAGAAAGAGCGGCAGCCACCAUCACCAGAUGAUGUAAUUGUGUUAUCAGAUAAUGAGCCAUCCAGUCCUCUCAUGAAUGGCCACUGCUUCACGAAGACAGACACAGAUAAACUUAUGAAAAGUUCUCCUGAGGAGAGGGAGCGCAUUAUCAAACAGCUGAAGGAGGAGCUGAGACUUCAAGAGGCCAAGCUGGUGCUGCUUAAGAAACUGCGACAGAGUCAGAUUCAGAAGGAGAGCACGGCGCAGAAGGCGGCUGGUUCUGUAGCUACUCCACCUCCACUGGUGAGGGGUAGCAUCACAUCAAGCAAAGGACCCCUCCAGGUGACAGGUCGAAGCUCAGGCACGGUGAUCCCUCCUCCCUUGGUGCGGGGUGGGCAACAUGUCCCGUCCAAACACAACUCUCAGAUUGUCAUGCCACCGCUGGUCAGAGGGGCUCAGCCUAUUGCAAUGACUCCCCAGCAGAUAGCCACUCUCCGUCAGCAACAGCAACAACAGCACAGCGGUUCAGGCCCCCCUCCACUCUUGCUGGCUCCCAGGGCUUCUGUGCCCAAUGUCCAGGUCCAGGGCCAGAGGAUCAUUCAGCAGGGACUCAUUCGGGUGGCUAAUGUGGCCAACAGCAAUGUCAUGGUCAACAUCCCUCAGGCUUCUCCAACUAGCCUAAAGGGCUCUUCAGUGUCACCUAACUCUAGCAUCAGUGACUCUCCAGCCAGUCGGCAGGCAGCUGCUAAGCUUGCACUGCGUAAGCAACUGGAGAAGACGCUGCUGGAGAUCCCCCCGCCUAAACCUCCUGCCCCUGAGUUCAACUUCCUGCCUUCAGCAGCCAAUAAUGAGUUCAUCUACUUGCUGGGGUUGGAGGAGGUGGUCCAAAAACUUCUGGAGAUGCAUGGCAGGGGUAAUCUGGGCCCAGCUGCUGCCAUGGCCAGCUCCAUUCCCAAAGAGCCUUUCACCUGUGCCCAGUGUAAGACAGACUUUACCUCCCGCUGGAGAAAGGAAAAGGCUGGGACCAUCCUCUGUGACCAAUGUAUGUCAUCCAAUCAGAAGAAGGCUCUGAAGGCUGAGCACACCAACCGGCUGAAGGCAGCCUUUGUUAAGGCACUCCAACAGGAGCAGGAGAUUGAGCAGCGUAUUCUCCAGCAGGCGGCCUCCUCCUCCUCAGUCUCUAAAACCACCUCAUCCUCCUCUCCCUCAUUGUCCAAGAGUGAGAUGCUGGUGUCCCAGCAGUACAAGCAGGUCAGGGCUGCCAUGCAGCACAAGUCUGUGGCUGCCCACCACUCCACCAUUAAGCAGAGUCAGCUGUCACACAGCCUCCAGUCUGCAGUGAGCUCUCAUGGUAUGGCCCACUCGUUCACUUCCUCCUCUUCGCUGCAGAGUGCAGUGACGGCAGCGGCGCUGGGCGGCAGGGCAGGUAAGCAUGCUGCAGCACGUCUGCUGCAGCAGGGGGCAAAGGUCAGCGGUGGCAGCAGCAGUAACCAGGGCAACGUGUCCGCCUGGAGGAAGCAGAGCGGUGGCAACACAGGUGUCACUAUGGCCUACGUGAACCCCAGCUUGUCUGCCCAUAAGACCACCUCUGCUGUCGAGCGUCAGCGAGAGUACCUGCUGGACAUGAUUCCCUCCCGUUCUAUCUCCCAAGCAGCCAACACAUGGAAAUAAUGCAAUCUCACUCCCUACUGACAUCAUAACUAUUACCCCUCUUAAUAUCUAUAACAGCCAUUCUCAUUAUCAUUCUAAUCCGUUCUAUGGACUCCGCCUCUGGCCAACACGGUGCAGGGAGAAUCUGCCUAGUUUUGUUGGAUACCGGCAUUCCUUCACCUCUUCCUCAGAUAUUUCUGCUACUAUCUUCUCUACCUGAAUUCCUCAUCCCAAAUCAGAGUUGUGCUGCAUCAGCUUGGGCUUCUGGGAUAGGAGGAAUAUGUCAAAUAGAAUUUGGGUACCUUUUUUUGAGGGUUGGGGUUUACAUGGGAGAGUACAAUUUUACGAACUUCUCCAUUGAUGUUGCCUCUCCCUCCCUGUAUAUCGAUCGAAUCUCCCAGUUGCACCAAGAGGAAAAGAUCCCUGAGUUCCCCUGCCUCUGGAUUAGGCAGGGAAAAAAAAAAUCAUGAUUAUACACAGUAAAAUAUUCGCCUUACGUCCUAUCCCUUUCCUGUCUGAGCCAGUGAGACUCUGGCCCAUGUGGUGCCCGAACCGAUCAUAACUGAAGACCUCAUCACAGGGACUGUGGUUGAGCUUUGAGGACCAUCCACGAAAUAAUAACUGCUUCAGCUUUGCAAAAAUGAGAAAUAAAAAAGGAUUGUAAAAAUGAUCUAUCUGCACACAGAGCGCCUCUUCUCUCACAGCCUGUACAGGAGAGAAGUCGACGUGUGUUGGAUUAUUUUGUAUGGCUGAAUGUUAGGAUCUUGUCUUUUCUUCUAUAAGUCAUAUACUGUGUUUGGAAUAUUGUGCUCCCCGAUACUUUGGAAGUGGCCUAUUGUCUAGGUCUGAAUUUACAGGCUAAUGUUACUGUUGAGGUGGUUUUACAUCUGCUGGGUUCCGAUGUUGUGGCCUACUUUUAAAUACUUUGUUUUUUCUAAGAUGAAGAGGAAGAAUAAAGAUUAAGGUUUCACUGACUCAUGUAAAGACACGGAGCGUAUGUUUGGAGGACUAUUCUUAUUGAAUAUAAUAAUGUUAAAAAAAAAAUCCUUCCAAAGAACUAGUGGAGCCCAAAUGGAAUCCCUUCUGCUAGAAGGUUUCUAGUUUAUUUGAACCCUCUCUAUAAACAUGAAUUCAUGCUAAACUGAGGGGGUGUAAGGAAUGUCAUAUUUUUGACAUUGUUUUGCUUUUAGUCAUAGGUUGUGGUGGAUUAUUUUUCUUCUAUAGACAAACUGUCUCUGGGUUUAUUUAUAGGGUCAUGUUAGUAAAGAUAUAUGCUUAUGCCCUAAGUUUGAAUGGAUCUCCACUUAAAUGAUUUGUUUUCUCUUGUGUGUCCAGUGGCUCCUGCUCACCUUACAAUUGGUCUGAGAGAAGCUGGACAGCUUUCAGAAUGUAGUUAUGCAAAAACCCCAAUGGCAACAAGCGACAUGAACUUCUUAGUCUUUAACAUUAAGGUGUGUAUGAUUUGUGUCAUGUCCUUUAAUUGAGCUAACUAUGCCUUUCACAUGAGCUCUUGUGCAUUUUUAUCAGGUUGCAGCAGCACAGGAUAAGCUAGUGAAGUACCAUGUGUCCUACAUUAAACAGGGGAAUUCCCAGUGCUCAUGGAGUCGAGUUAUUUUAUUAACCAUGUGCUGUUUUGUUUCAUUUCAGUCACGAGGGUGGUUCUGUUUCUCUAACCCUACCACUUAGUGAUGGCUUUACUCUGACAUUUCCGUGGCCUGUCGGAAAAUGUCACUGAAGAUUAAAAAUAUUACAAUGUUAACGUUUUGAAUUUAGGCAUUGAAAUAGAGGAACGUGUUUAUUCAUAUUUCAUCAUCUGGAUGUUUUAUAAGCAAAACAUCAAACCCAAGAGGUUGGCCACUCCAGCAGGUAUCUUCUCGCUUUCCUGUAUAUGUCCCAUUUUUAAUCGUUUUCACAUUGAAACAGUAGUGAUGAUCAUCUUAUCACCAUGCAAUUACAAAACUAGAGUCUUGCUGCCCUGUUGGAUUUGUGUCUUAUAUCCAGAGUCAGCGCACUGAUUAUUGUCAGGUUCCAUACUGAAAGGUGGUGCACUGCAUUAGGUAACUGGGCAUCUGUCGACGUUUAUCCCUCUGUACUGGGGUACCAUCACUGUACAUUUGGGUUUCAUUUAGGAUGGUGCAACAAUUUAGUAUGUGCAUUUUGCUGAUAGGAAUACAAGCAUACAAAGUUUAAUUUAAAUUGCUCAAGGAUUUGUAUUUCUGUCUCAGAGCAGUGUUGGAAAUCUUCCAGGUUGUCUGUACAUUCCUGACAGGCAGAAAGAAGGUAGCAGCCCGCGUCUUGUGGAUGCAAAAUAAGCAAUCUGGAAUGAGCCCAUCAUUUUGUGCCCUGCUAAGUGUAACCCUGUGCUGUCCUGACUACUGCCUGCUGCUGCUGCUGUUUGACAACAAUAUCACCAUUCCGUUUUGUUAGGGGUUUAACGCUCUGCUAAAUGCAGUGCAGACCCAGUGGAAAAGAAAACAAUGUAUGAGAAAUAUUUGUUUGUUUUUGGAUUUUUUUCUGCUCUAUCAAAUAAUAAUAAAACUAAUUUUAACCCCUC
Messenger RNA from Scatophagus argus, 4765 nucleotides. RefSeq names its product GATA zinc finger domain containing 2Ab (gene gatad2ab). The transcript is spliced from 12 exons. Gene Ontology annotation, molecular function: sequence-specific DNA binding; zinc ion binding. Lineage: Eukaryota; Metazoa; Chordata; Actinopteri; Scatophagidae. The record is from RefSeq and is a predicted model, not a curated record. Bases 280 to 2232 code for a protein of 650 amino acids. Gene Ontology annotation, biological process: negative regulation of transcription by RNA polymerase II. Gene Ontology annotation, cellular component: NuRD complex.